Molecule: messenger RNA, 4185 nt
Organism: Pezoporus flaviventris
Lineage: Eukaryota; Metazoa; Chordata; Aves; Psittaciformes; Psittacidae
Gene: PKD2
Product: polycystin 2, transient receptor potential cation channel
Exons: 15
Coding region: 17-2731 (904 amino acids)
Biological process (GO): release of sequestered calcium ion into cytosol; detection of mechanical stimulus; potassium ion transmembrane transport
Cellular component (GO): membrane
Molecular function (GO): calcium ion binding; voltage-gated calcium channel activity; signaling receptor binding
Source: RefSeq, a predicted model, not a curated record
UGGUGGCGGCUGGCCGAUGGCGGGCAGUGGGGGCUGCCGGCGCGGGAGGGACCAGCUGGAGCUGGAGCGGCUGGGCGAGGCGGCGCGGGCCGGCUCCUGCCCGCCGUCGCCGCCGCUCUCCGCCUGCUCGCGGCAGGCCUGGAGCCGGGACAACCCGGGCUUCGAGCCGGAGGAGGAGGGAACGGCGGCGGCGGCGGGGCCGGUGCUGGAGAUGGACGUGGAGUGGGGCAGUCCCGCGGCCGGCGCUUCGUCGUCGUUGGGCAGCAGCGCGGCGGGCAUGGGCGGCGGCGGGCGGCGGCAGCGGCGGGUCCCUGCGGGGCGCGGCGGAACGGAGGUGCCGAGCCGCCACCAGGUGCCACCCGACGGCGCCGCGCCCCGCCGGGCGGCCUGGGCCAAGCGGCUGGCGCGGCGGCUGCGAGGUCUAUGGGGAACAAGACUCAUGGAAGAAAGCAACACCAGCAGAGAGCGAUACCUGAAAAGUGUUUUACGGGAGUUGGUUACGUACAUGGUUUUCCUUGUGGUCUUGUGUGUCUUGACUUACGGGACAGUGAGUUCCAGUAUGUAUUAUUACACGAGGGUCAUGUCGCAGCUCUUCCUGGAAACACCUGUAUCAAAAAUGGAGAAAACUGAUUUCAAAACUUUAUCCACAAUGGACGACUUCUGGAAGUUCACAGAAGGCCCUUUGCUGGAUGGUCUCUACUGGGAAAUGUGGUACAACAACAAAACCAUGGCAGAAAACAAAAGCUUCAUUUAUUAUGAGAACCUGCUCCUAGGGGUGCCUCGUAUUCGGCAGCUGAAAGUUAGAAAUGGUUCAUGCUCAAUACCUGAAGAUUUAAAGGAAGAAAUCAAGGACUGCUAUGAUGUCUAUUCUGUAGCUAAUGAAGAUACUGCUCCGUUUGGACUUCGAAAUGGAACAGCUUGGACAUACACCAAUGAGAAGGAUUUGAAUGGGAGCAGCCACUGGGGCUUGAUUGCCACAUACAGUGGGGCUGGUUAUUACCAAGACCUCUCAAGGAACAGAGAAGUGACAGCUGUGCAGAUUGCUAGCCUUAAGAAGAACCUGUGGCUAGACAGAGGGACCAGAGCAGCUUUCAUUGAUUUCUCUGUAUACAAUGCAAACAUCAACCUAUUCUGCAUUGUGAGGUUGUUAGUGGAGUUUCCAGCGACUGGAGGCCUUGUUACAUCUUGGCAAUUUCAGCCAGUGAGGCUGAUUCACUACAUCUCCACUUUUGAUUUUUUCCUGGCAGCCUGUGAAAUGGCAUUUUGUCUCUUUGUGCUGUAUUACAUGGUGGAAGAGAUUUUAGAAAUUCACAUUCAUAGACUGCACUACUUCAGAAGUCUUUGGAAUUGCCUUGAUGUUCUUAUCAUUGUGCUCUCUGUGGCAGCUAUAGGAAUUAGCAUCUACAGAACAUCAACUGUUGAUAUGCUCCUGAAGAAGCUGCUGGAAGAUCAGAACUCUUUCCCCAAUUUUGAACCUUUGGCAUAUUGGCAAAUGCAAUUCAACAACAUAGCUGCAGUCACUGUGUUUUUUGUCUGGAUUAAGCUUUUCAAAUUCGUUAACUUCAACAGAACAAUGAGUCAGUUAUCCACUACCAUGUCUCGCUGCGUCAAAGAUGUUGUUGGCUUUGCUAUUAUGUUUUUUAUUAUUUUCUUAGCAUAUGCUCAGUUGGCCUAUCUUGUCUUUGGCACUCAAAUUGAUGACUUCAGUACUUUCCAGGACUGCAUAUUUACUCAGUUCCGCAUCAUUUUGGGAGACUUCAACUUCACAGAGGUUGAAGAAGCUAAUCGAAUUUUGGGACCAAUUUAUUUCACUACAUUUGUGUUCUUUAUGUUCUUCAUUCUUUUGAACAUGUUUUUGGCCAUCAUCAAUGAUACGUACUCUGAAGUCAAAUCGGAUAUGGCACAACAGAAGGCAGAAAUGGAACUGUCUGACCUUAUCAGAAAGGGCUACAACAAAGCCAUGAUCAAACUUAAAUUGAAGAAGACUACUGUUGAUGACAUUUCAGAAAGCCUGAGACAAGGUGGGGGAAAGUUAAAUUUUGAUGAGCUCCGGCAAGAUCUGAAAGGGAAGGGGCACACGGAUGCAGAGAUUGAAGCAAUAUUUACCAAAUAUGACCAGGAUGGGGACCAGGAAUUGACAGAGCAUGAACAUCAGCAGAUGAGAGAUGACCUUGAGAAAGAGAGGGAGGAUCUGGACCUGGAUAGGAGCUCUCUGCCACGUCCUCUGAGCAGCCGCAGCUUCCCCCGGAGCUUGGACGACUCUGAGGAGGAUGAGGAUGAAGACAGUGGACACAGCUCCAGGAGGAGGGGCAGCAGCUCUAGUGGGGUUUCCUAUGAAGAGUUCCAAGUGCUCAUGAGGCGGGUGGAUCGCAUGGAGCAUUCUAUCGGCAGUAUAGUCUCCAAGAUCGAUGCGGUUAUCGUGAAGCUUGAAGCGAUGGAGAGAGCCAAACUAAAAAGGAGAGAUGUGUUAGGAAGGCUGUUAGAUGGAGUAACAGAGGAUGAAAGACUGGGUCGUGACAAUGAAAUCCAUAGAGAACAAAUGGAGCGACUUGUGCGAGAGGAGUUGGAGAGGUGGGAAUCAGAUGACACGGCAUCCCAAAUGAGCCAUCGGUUGGGAACACCACUUGGACUGAAUGGCCAGCCUCGUUCAAGGAACUCUCGGCCAUCAUCCUCCCAGUCAGAUGGUAUUGAUGGGGGAGGAGGAAAUGGGGGGAAUAACAUCCAUGUGUAAGGAUUAACUUUGUAGGCGAUUCUGAAUGUUUCAGGUCAGUAUUAAGCCAGCAAAUACACUACUCCACUGUUUCCCAGCAUGAGGUGAUCAUCCUCAUCAGACCACUAAGGACAUUUCUCACCCAUGGGCAAAAGUAAAUAUUCUCUUCAAAAGGCAUUUUCAGACCUACAUAAGCCAUGUGUCACGUUCAAGUUGCCCACAGUAAACUGUCAGCCUUGCAAAUGAAAGUGCAGGAGGCAGAAUGGAAACAGUUGUUACAAAAUCUACCUGGCCAGAAGUUUGAUUCCAUACAUGUAUUAUGGGGACACUUCCACAAGGGCAUCAAGCUUCAGACAGAAUAAUGUGCUGUGGCUAAAACCACUCCACUGAAAGGCUGCAAGUAUUUUGCUUUCUGUUGGAAAAUAGGAUUUUUUCCCAAUGCUUUUAAAAGCAAUUUUUAAAAGAAGAUGGCAUGAAUUUAUUGCCUCAUUCAUUGUUAACAGCUGACACUUUUCAGAGAUAAAAUAGCACUUUUUUACUUUGCUUCUGCCUAUGUUUCUGAGUUAUUCUUGGUGUUACUAACAUUUUAAUCAACUUCAAAUGUUCAUUUCUUCCUGGUUUUGAGAAAUACUAUGUUUUUUUAAACAGAAGAAAGUACACUCACUUUGUACAAUGGUAAAUCACGUAUUCCAUAAUAGAAAUGUACACAUUGCAGGUGUUUGUGUUCCAUUAGCAUUUCAAAAGCACUAUUUGAGAGCUGCCUCUUCACACCCAAUGAAAGUAAUAAUUUUGGGCUUUGUUGCAAAGUGCCCAUUUUUUAAUGCUAUGAUUUCAUGAUCUAAGUGUUCCUGGGAUAAACAUUCCACCAAUUCUUAGGUAAAUAUGGUUACUUUGCAGAAAAUAGAUUCUUUCAAAGCUCACAAAAUUGAGAAACAUCAACUCUUCUGUGGGUACAACAGGGAAGGGGGCAGAGAAGUUGCUGAUGGUUUGCAGUCUGAUCCUGUGCUGUGUCAAGUUGUAACCAUGUCUCAACUGUGUAGUCUGUAUGUACAUUUAAAAGAACUGCUUGUAAUAUUAUUAGGUAUAUUUCUACAUAUGCUUCUCUGCUGAGGUGCAACACAUGAUGCCUUUCGAAAGGUGUUUGUAGUAUAAUCACUGAUUUUUAGUGUUUAGUUUCCUCUGCUUUCUGGGCCGUAGAAGCUUUGUUUAUGAAAGGACACUGAAAUUAGGUUGGUUUCCUACAGAAACCAUUGGGGCGUAGUGUUUGUGGUUUUGCCUAGCAACGUAUUUCCGUCUGUGGAAUACUGGUUUAGGAGGGAGUUUCAGUUGUGCUUUUUUUCCUGAAGAUGGCAGUUGUAUUUAAAGACUUAGAGUUGCUGUAAAGGAAGAGGGAAACCUACACAAUCAAACACAUCAAAGCUGUUAGCAGGGUAUAUAGAGGGAAAAAUGCCUAUUUAACAAAGUAUAAGUAGCAU